AUGGGUGAUAUCAGUGGAAUCACCUCCUCCGCCACCGGCACCGCCGUCGACGGUGAUCUGCUACUCAAAAAAUUCUUCGCGGAAGUUAGCAAGAUUGAACGCGACAACGAAGUCAACAGGCAGAUUGAUAAAGGCUUCCUUAGUGCAAGUAUUGAUCCUGGUUUAGUGUUAACUGGCUUUCGCUUCAUUAUUAAAGAAGACAUGACUGGAAUGCUUGACACAGAAGAAAAAUAUCGUGGGUGUUGCGAGGACGAUUACCUGUUUUACCCACGAUGUAACGAAGUCGCAAAAGAUUACAGGAUUACCACCUUCACUGACGAGAAAUAUGGAGAUGAUGAUGACGGUACGUGGAGCGAGGAUGAGGAGACAUGCAGCGAGGAUGACGGGAGAUACAGAUCUCCGUUGGAUUCGCUGCCAAUGGAUCCGACUGAGGGGUAUAGAUCUUUCGCCUCGGCACAAAAUACUCCACGCUAUUCGGAUCGCCUUUGA
Messenger RNA from Striga asiatica, 489 nucleotides. The record is from the annotation of a GenBank genome assembly. NCBI's taxonomy places the organism in Eukaryota, Viridiplantae, Streptophyta, Magnoliopsida, Lamiales, Orobanchaceae.